Molecule: messenger RNA, 3693 nt
Organism: Phasianus colchicus (ring-necked pheasant)
Lineage: Eukaryota; Metazoa; Chordata; Aves; Galliformes; Phasianidae
Gene: GNPDA1
Product: glucosamine-6-phosphate deaminase 1
Biological process (GO): N-acetylglucosamine catabolic process; carbohydrate metabolic process; D-glucosamine catabolic process
Cellular component (GO): cytoplasm
Molecular function (GO): glucosamine-6-phosphate deaminase activity; identical protein binding
Source: RefSeq, a predicted model, not a curated record
AGUGCUCAAAAGCAGCUCCUGAUAGCAAAAGCUCUGGUCUGUGUGAACUGCUGACUCUAAUCACUUCAAGGCAGAGAAUAAGAAAAUGCUGUGCUUGUUAGAACCCCCUGGUUAAACUUCAGCUCCGUCUGCAGGGAAGUGUUUGUUUCCUUCCAUCUGCUGCUUUCGCUGGGAAGGAAAAUCAGCUUGUUCAGACACCAGGAAGUUCUUCAACAUUUCAACAGCGAGCUGAGAAUGCAGAAACAGCAACAUGCAUAAAUAAUCAUACCUAAAAAUAUCCCGCGUUCCAGUCACACGUAGAACCCAGCCCUGGAGCCGUUUCCUCAGCAUCAGCAGGCUGCCUGAAGCACGCAGAUCCAUGGGACGUGGGCAGGACGGGGCAGCUGUGGCAGCAGAUGCACGUGCCUGCCUCUCUCACUGUUGCAGUUUUUUCCUCCCAUCAAAACAUGGGUUUUUUUGUUUGGCUGGUUGGUAUUUUUUUACUGGGAGCUGCUGACUGACUCUGAUGUCUUUGAGCACUGCUCCUGCCAAAGCUGCUUGCGCAGGAGGUCAAAGCAAGAGUGAAGACUGUUUGCAAUGCUGAGAGACGCACUGAAUUUCAGCCAAACACCUUUGCAAAGUUCAGCGCUGGCCCCGGGGCUCUGUUAGCAGCAUGGUAUGAUGCAGCUUCAUCCAGCUCCGACCUGUGCUGCUGAAACCAGCUGGGCUGUAGUUGCUGCCAGUAUCCAUGGGGCCGAUGGGUGCAUCACACUGACCAGUGGGAACGGCAGGAAAGCUCUCACCCAGGGCCAUGGGGUGGGCAACAGCUUGUAGAAAAGCCUCGUCUGUUCUGUGUGACUCUCAGCUCUCUCCCCAGCACUGCAGCCACGGAAAUACUUCUGUGCUCGCUGGAUAACUGCUGCUGAUGGAAACACACCGCACUUUCCAUUUUUUUUUAGUCUCUGUGGCCUAAAUCUCUUCCUGAGUUCAACCACAACCAUCUGUGGCCCAUCACAGCUGUCACUCUCCAGCCAAGAGCAAACCAAGCCAGCAGCUCUCAGCACUCAGAUGAGGCAGCAUCGGCAGCACUCAGCCUUACCGGGUCAUUUCCAUUAUUAAAAUAAGCAGGAGCAGUGUGGGAUGGGUGCUAGAAAGCAGUUUGUAUUUUACUCUUUCUUUCUAAUGAAAGCAGAAAGCCGUCUGACUUUGAAAGAAGAGCUUUUGCAUCUCAACAACAAACCUCAUGCCUCUGAGCAAGGCUGCAAGGAGAGGUCGGGCACCGUCCUGUCACAGCGUGAAGAGAGCUGGAGCGACCUCUCACAGCCCGGACGCCUCGUCACCGGGCGCGUUUCACUGCUCCUGUCAGCGCUGGUUCUACAGUCCCCACGGCAGCGCUCUCCGAAUAAACUGCGAACCGGGCUCUGCCAUCACGGCCGCCACCGCCGGCCCGGAGCCGCCUGACAGAACGCACAGCGCCCCUCGCACCGCCAACAACAGCGGCUCCAACCCGUGCGCACGCCGGACGGCCCGCAGCGCGCCGCCAGCCGGGCUUCACCGCCCACGGCGGGGCGGGGCGAGCGGCGCUAAAAUGGCGGCGUAGGCGCGGCGCUCCGCCCGUCCCGCCAUGAAGCUGAUCAUCCAGGAGACGUACGAGCAGGCGAGCGAAUGGGCCGCCAAGUACAUCCGCAACCGCAUCGUCCACUUCGCGCCCGGCCCCGGCCGCUUCUUCACGUUGGGGCUGCCCACAGGCAGCACGCCGCUGGGCUGCUACAGAAAGCUGGUGGAGUACUACAAAAACGGGGACCUGUCCUUCAAGUACGUGAAAACCUUCAACAUGGACGAGUACGUAGGUCUCCCGAGGGACCAUCCGGAAAGUUACCACUCCUUCAUGUGGAAUAACUUCUUCAAGCAUGUUGAUAUCUCGGCAGAAAACGUUCACAUUUUGGAUGGAAAUGCAGCUGAUCUGCAGGCAGAGUGUGAUGCGUUUGAGGAUAAAAUCAAAGCAGCUGGAGGAAUUGAACUCUUUGUUGGAGGUAUUGGCCCUGAUGGUCACAUCGCUUUCAAUGAGCCUGGAUCAAGUUUGGUGUCUAGGACGCGAGUGAAGACCUUGGCUAUGGACACUAUACUGGCUAAUGCCAGAUUUUUUGAUGGUGACCUCUCCAAAGUCCCCACGAUGGCUUUGACAGUUGGAGUAGGCACUGUGAUGGAUGCCAGAGAGGUGAUGAUUCUCAUCACAGGAGCCCACAAAGCCUUUGCUUUGUACAAAGCUAUCGAGGAAGGUGUCAACCAUAUGUGGACAGUAUCUGCCUUCCAGCAGCACCCCCAGACCGUGUUUGUGUGCGAUGAGGAUGCUACACUGGAACUGAAAGUUAAGACAGUGAAGUACUUUAAAGGUUUAAUGCUGGUUCAUAACAAGCUCGUGGAACCCUUAUACAGCAUGAAGGAGACAGAAGCAGAAAGAAGCCAUUCUAAGAAGCCUUACAGUGAUUAAUCUCUCACUGCCUAGAGUAAUGCUGAGCCAUCUUUUUAUGUUGAAAACCAGCAGCAAAGAAAGGGAAUUGCUGCAGAAAUUCUUCUUGUCUUUGUUCUUCAAUUAGCAAAUACCUGCUUUAACCAAAUGAGGAUGUGAUCCACUGUGCUGUGUUCCACAAAUCUCCACCAACGUAUUCUCUGAAGAUAAAACCAGUAGAGAAUUAGUUGUUUAAGCAAAGAAGCAAUUAUAAUUGUUUGGACUGAAGGCACCAAAACAAAUGUGAAAGCACAAUGGGUGAUAACUUUGGAAUGUAUUCUUUGCAAUUCUGUCAAACACAUUUGUGUAUCACUGCCCCUCUAGAAAAUACUCCUAAGUUAGACUCGUGUAAAGUGGGAAUGGUUCUUGUUCAGCCCAGAGAAGGGAAAGUAUCAGCACAGCUUAACAGUAGCCUGCUUCAUAGCUAUGAGUAAGCCAUCUAGAAAUAGAAACAGAGUGCUCCACUGCAGUGCACAGAAGGAGAGGUAAGGGACAGUGGGGCAUGAACUGAAAUGACAUUCACAUUGGAUGUAAUGAAAACGUUCCCUGUGAGGACAGUCCAGGCGGAGCAGACAGUUACACAGAGCUGUGCAGUCUCUAUCUGAUAGAAGUUUUCAGGACCAAACUGCCCUGGCAGAACCCAGCAUGGAGCCAGAUGUAAGAAGAUGCCAGCAAAAGGGAUGCCUUGAGCAGCAGUUCUCAGUGCAGAGCCAUUAAUGCAGGUGAAUGGUUGGCUUAUGAAUCUGUGACUUUCUUCAUUGCCACAGUUCUAAAAGAGGCCUUAUAUGUUCAGUUACGAGGUAUAACUUUAUAUGCACUGGUGCUUUAUGAUCUACAGCAGGGUACAUUUCUUCACAUCAAACAUAAAUUACUUCUGUUUGUGCUCCUCAAUGCUCUGUCACUUGUGUUGGGGCAGAGCUUGAAGCAGCAAGUUCUCUGUCUCCAUUUCAUGUGCUUCCAGGAAAUGUCAGAUAAUCCUCAAAGGAAACAUUCUGUUCCCUGAGCUCAGUGUGUGCUUAGUUACAAAGCACACCCCACAGAGGUGGGCAAGAGCCUGAACAGGCAAAAGCCCACUUGGUCCUUCUGGGCUAAGAUCAAAACAAGAUCAAUGCAAGCCAAACUGGGAAGUAUGUGUUGUCUUUGUCCAAGAACUUCGUGAGCUGUUAAUCUAUAACUUUCUACAGUAAAAAUGUUAUUUUUCUCUA